GACUCUGACAGACCCAAAUCGAGUAAAUGCCCAGAAUCUUCACACAGAAGUGGCCACUACUUUCUCAGCCUAUGGGACCUGAUUAUGGGCUUUUCGAUGUAAAUCGUCAGACAACACACACAGAGGACAGCUCUGCCUUGCUAGCAAUUCUCCAAUGGAAUGAAAACACUUUGCAGAUGGUCCACCAUCAGUUGAACAUGGAAGAGUUUGUAGCUGCGAUGAUGAACCAACUGAGCCCAGAUGAACACAGGAAAAUUUCCUUCCCAGCUUUCCUGAGGUGUCACCUGCAGCUCGUGGGUGAAAUCAGGAAGGAAGAAAGAGACCUUUUGGGGAAGUCAGACACCUUCUGUCAAAGGAAGAAUCGGAGAGACAGAGUUGCUUCCUGGCCCAGGGACAGUGACAACCAUUGGGAAGCCUUUUCAGCAUCCAGGGUGAGCUGGGAACACAACUCUGCAGGCAAGGAGCCCCAGAUCUCGGAUACACAGAGCCCACUGGCCCCCCAGAAGCUGUUGGAACCCCAUACAUGUGCCCCCCAUCCGGAGACCCUGCAUUUUGGCCACUCCGUGGAAGGAAGCCACCUACAGCCAGUCAGCACGCUCCAUCUGGCAGCCCUGGCGUCACUCAAGGGAGACAUAGAGGAACUGAAUAAGCGUCUGCAGCAAACGGAGCGAGAACGGGACCUUCUAGAAAAGAAAUUGGCCAAGGCCCAGUGUGAGCGCUCUCACCUCAUGAGAGAACACGAGGAUGCCCAGGAGCGGACGGCGUUGCGCUACGAGGAGCGCGUCACGGAGCUCCACAGCAUCAUCGCCGAGCUCAACAAGAAGAUCGACCGCCUGCAGAGCGCCACCAUCAGGGAGGAAGAUGAGUAUUCAGAAUUGAGGUCGGAGCUCAGCCAGAGCCAGCAUGAGGUUAACGAGGACUCGCGAAGCCUGGACCAAGACCAGACCUCGGUCUCCAUCCCGGAGAACCAGUCCACCGUGGUCACUGCCGACGUGGAUAACUGCAGCGACUUGAUCGAGCUGCAGAGGGUGCUGACGGGGCUGGAGAGCGUGGUGUGCGGCAGGAAGAAGAGCAGCUGCAGCCUGUCGGUGGCCGACGUGGACCGCCACAUCGAGCGGCUCACCACGGCCAGCGAGCACUGCGACCUGGCCAUUAAGACAGUGGAGGAGAUUGAGGGAGUGUUGGGCCGGGACCUCUACCCCAACCUGGCAGAAGAGCGAUGUCGGUGGGAGAAGGAGCUGGCCGGGUUGAGGGAAGAGAACGAGAGUCUGACCGCCAUGUUGUGCAGCAAAGAGGAGGAGCUGAACCGGACUAAGGCCACCAUGAAUGCCAUCCGUGAGGAGCGGGACCGGCUCCGGAGGAGGGUUCGAGAGCUCCAGACACGUCUGCAGAGCGUGCAGGCCACCGGUCCCUCCAGCCCGGGGCGUCUCACGGCCACCAACCGCCCAGUCAACCCCAGCACGGGGGAGCUGAGUACCAGCAGCAGCAGCAAUGACAUCCCCAUCGCCAAGAUUGCCGAGAGGGUGAAGCUGUCAAAGACGAGGUCGGAGUCUUCAUCCUCUGAUCGGCCGGUUCUGGGCUCGGAAAUCAGCAGUAUUGGGGUAUCCAGCAGCGUGGCGGAACACCUGGCCCACUCACUUCAGGACUGCUCCAACAUCCAAGAGAUUUUCCAGACCCUCUACUCACACGGAUCUGCCAUCUCUGAAAGCAAGAUUCGAGAGUUUGAGGUGGAGACGGAGCGGCUGAACAGCCGCAUCGAGCACCUGAAGUCCCAGAACGACCUCCUGACCAUCACGCUGGAGGAGUGCAAGAGCAGCGCGGAGAAGAUGAGCAUGCUGGUGGGCAAGUACGAGUCCAACGCCACGGCGCUGCGGCUGGCCCUGCAGUACAGCGAGCAGUGCAUAGAGGCGUACGAACUCCUCCUGGCGCUGGCAGAGAGCGAGCAGAGCCUCAUCCUGGGGCAGUUCCGGGCAGCCGGCGUGGGCUCCUCUCCUGGGGACGCGUCCGGAGGGGAGAGCGUCACGCACAUGCUCCAGCGUGCCCACGACUGCCGGAAGUCGGCGGAGAACGCCACCAAGGCCCUGCUGCUCAAGCUGGAUGGCAGCUGCGCCGGCGCCUUUGCCGUGGCUGGCUGCGGUGGGCAGCCCUGGGAGAGCCUGUCCUCCAACAGCCACACCAGCACGACCAGCUCCACGGCCAGCAGCUGUGACACGGAGUUCACCAAGGAGGACGAGCAGCGGCUGCGGGGCUACAUCCAGCAGCUGAAGAGCGACCGCGCGGCCGUGAAGCUCACCAUGCUGGAGCUGGAGAGCAUCCACAUCGACCCGCUCAGCUACGACGUGAAGCCGCGCGGGGACAGCCAGCGCCUCGACCUGGAGAACGCCGUGCUCAUGCAGGAGCUCAUGGCCAUGAAGGAGGAGAUGGCGGAGCUGAAGGCGCAGCUGUACCUGCUGGAGAAGGAGAAGAAGGCGCUGGAGCUGAAGCUGAGCACGCGGGAGGCGCAGGAGCAGGCGUACCUGGUGCACAUCGAGCACCUCAAGGCGGAGGUGGAGGAGCAGGAGGAGCAGCGCCUGCGCUCGCUCAGCCCCACCGGCGGGGGCAAGGACAAGCCCGGCAAGGAGUGCACCGACACCGCCUCGCCCGCCCCAUCGCUCGCCGAGCUGAGGACGCCGGGCAGCGAGAGUGAGCUGGCAGCCGAGUUCGCCAACGCCGUCCGGCGAGAGAAGAAGCUGAAGGCGCGGGUGCAGGAGCUGGUGAGCGCGCUGGAAAGGCUCACCAAGAGCAGCGAGACCCGGCACCAGCAGUCGGCGGAGUUCGUCAACGACCUCAAGCGGGCCAACAGCAACCUGGUGGCCGCCUACGAGAAGGCCAAGAAGAAGCACCAGAACAAGCUCAAGAAGCUGGAGUCCCAGAUGAUGGCCAUGGUGGAGAGGCACGAGACCCAAGUGCGCAUGCUCAAGCAGAGGAUCGCGCUGCUGGAGGAGGAGAACUCGAGGCCGCACACCAACGAGACCUCGCUCUAGUGCGGCGGGGGAGCCUGCGCCCUCUCCACCUCCCAUGCCUCAGCAGAACCC
Messenger RNA from Perognathus longimembris pacificus (Pacific pocket mouse), 3074 nucleotides. It is a transcript of the gene Mcc, whose product is annotated as MCC regulator of WNT signaling pathway. The record is from RefSeq and is a predicted model, not a curated record. NCBI's taxonomy places the organism in Eukaryota, Metazoa, Chordata, Mammalia, Rodentia, Heteromyidae. Gene Ontology annotation, biological process: negative regulation of canonical Wnt signaling pathway. Gene Ontology annotation, cellular component: cytoplasm.